This is a messenger RNA of Castor canadensis (American beaver), 895 nucleotides long. It is a transcript of the gene Park7, whose product is annotated as Parkinsonism associated deglycase. Gene Ontology annotation, cellular component: cytoplasm; nucleus; mitochondrion. Gene Ontology annotation, molecular function: oxidoreductase activity, acting on peroxide as acceptor. The record is from RefSeq and is a predicted model, not a curated record. Gene Ontology annotation, biological process: response to oxidative stress; glyoxal metabolic process; glycolate biosynthetic process. Lineage: Eukaryota; Metazoa; Chordata; Mammalia; Rodentia; Castoridae.
AGUCUGCGCAGUGCGGGACCGAGGCCGGGAGGGAGGUGUGCGUACGUGGUGGGUUGCGGCCCCUUUAGGCUGUCGUGUCUUUAAAAAAAUACAACACAAAAUGGGUUCAAAAAGAGCCCUGGUCAUCCUGGCCCAAGGAGCAGAGGAAAUGGAGUUGGUAAUCCCUGUGGAUAUCAUGAGGCGAGCUGGGAUCAAAGUCACUGUUGCAGGUUUGACUGGGAAAGACCCAGUACAGUGUAGCCGUGAUGUUGUCAUUUGUCCUGAUGCUAGUCUUGAAGAUGCAAAAAAACAGGGGCCAUAUGAUGCAGUUGUUCUACCUGGAGGUAACCUGGGGGCGAAGAAUUUAUGUGAGUCAAAGGCUGUGAAAGAGAUCCUGAAGGAGCAGGAGAGCAGGAAGGGGCUCAUCGCCGCCAUCUGUGCAGGUCCUACGGCUCUGUUGGCUCAUGAAAUAGGUUUUGGAAGCAAAGUUACAUCACACCCACUUGCUAAAGAAAACAUGAUGAAUGGGAGUCAUUACAGCUAUUCAGAGAGCCGUGUGGAAAAGGAUGGUCACAUCCUCACCAGCCGUGGGCCGGGGACCUCCUUUGAGUUUGCUCUGGCCAUUGUGGAGGAACUCAGUGGCAAGGAGGUGGCCGACCAAACGAAGGCGCCACUUGUCCUUAAAGACUAGAGCAGAAGCCCUGGCCUGAGAAGAGAAGGGGCCCAGGCACCCGUUCCUGCCUCCAGCCAGCCAAGUGGGAAACCAUGGCCUCUCUGAAACAUCUGUAGCUGUGAAGUGGUCCACACAGGGCCCCCAUCUGCAAGUGUCUGUCCAUUUCUGAACCCUGUUUGCAGAAUAAACAGGGCGUUUAGCAAGCCACUGAUGGCUUCACCUCAUCAUUUGUCUGCAGUUCUU